Messenger RNA from Drosophila elegans, 1880 nucleotides. It is a transcript of the gene al, whose product is annotated as homeobox protein aristaless. Gene Ontology annotation, biological process: regulation of transcription by RNA polymerase II. NCBI's taxonomy places the organism in Eukaryota, Metazoa, Arthropoda, Insecta, Diptera, Drosophilidae. Gene Ontology annotation, molecular function: DNA-binding transcription factor activity, RNA polymerase II-specific; RNA polymerase II transcription regulatory region sequence-specific DNA binding. The record is from RefSeq and is a predicted model, not a curated record.
UUGAAACAGCCCGGUCAUCAUCGUCGCGUUCGGUUCUUUCGGUUUCGAUUCGAUUCGUUUCGUUUCGACUCGAGUAGUGACGAGCUUGUAAAAUAUCGUUAUUACCGAAGAAGAGUGCGUGAAAAUUUGUCAGGGUGUCGGCAACCUGUAAAUAAAAGGAACACCCAUAAUAGCACCCCAUUUUACCGCGAUCCGAUUGGACAGUUAAGACCUUUCAUUUCUGGUUGAUUGACGGAGUGGCCAAAAGUCCGUCGGCAAGUGUUCCGGUUGGUGUAAAAGGAAAAAGCUUGAUAAGGCCGGUGGACAUUAAAACAGCAAAUCUAAACACACCAGAAGAUAAUACCAACUCUCAAGAAGUCACCAAGAAUUACGGCUAUACAAUCCAUAGAUAGAUCUACAAACAAUCACGAUAAAAAAGCCGCUGCCGUCGAGCAUUGAUCAGAUCGCCCUCCUGGAUUAUGGGCAUAUCGGAGGAGAUCAAGCUGGAGGAACUACCGCAAGAAGCCAAGCUAGCGCACCCGGAUGCCGUAGGGCUGGUGGACCGUGCCCCCGGAUCGUCGGCCGCCUCCGCCGGCGCAGCGCUAACGGUUUCGAUGUCGGUUACCGGCGGAGUGGCGCCCAGUGGAGCAAGUGGAGCAAGUGGAGCCAGUGGCGGCACCAACAGCCCCAUUUCGGACGGGAACAGCGACUGCGAGGCGGACGAGUACGCCCCGAAGCGGAAGCAGCGGCGUUAUCGCACAACCUUCACCAGCUUUCAGCUCGAGGAGCUGGAGAAGGCCUUCUCGCGGACCCAUUAUCCCGACGUGUUUACGAGAGAGGAGCUGGCGAUGAAAAUUGGAUUAACCGAGGCGCGCAUUCAGGUCUGGUUCCAGAACCGGCGGGCCAAGUGGCGCAAGCAGGAGAAGGUCGGCCCCCAAUCGCAUCCGUAUAAUCCCUACCUGCCCAGCGGCGCCGCCACCAUGCAGACGGUGGUGGGGGCCGCCCUGCCACCCAAUCCCUUCACCCACCUGGGCUUCCAGCUGCGCAAGCCCUUCGACGCCCAACACGCCGCCAACCUGGCCGCCUUCCGCUACCCACACCUCUCCGCCGCCCCCAUGAUUCCGUCGGGCUACUUCAACCAAUUCCAGAGGGCUCCUCCACACAUGUUGCCCCACGGAAUGGCGGGCAUGUACUCCCCAUCGAGCUCCUUUCAAUCCCUGCUGGCGAACAUGACGGCGGUGCCGCGGGGACCGCCUCUGGGAAAACCAGCCGCUCUACUGGUAGGAUCACCCGAUUUGCAUUCGCCCAACCACCUGCUUGCCUCGCCGCCCACUUCGCCCGUCUCCUGUCACGCCCCCCAGCAUCAACAGCAUCCGGCCGCCCAUCCACCUCCCCCUCCGCAGGCCCCUCCCCAAAUGCCAGUUGGAGUGCAGCCAGCUCAGCUUUCACCCCAACAGCUGGUUGGAAUUGCCUUGACCCAACACCAGGCGCCCUCCUGUCUAUCGCCCACUCAGACUUCCCCGGUGGCCUUGACCCUGUCACACUCGCCCCAGCGACAGCUGCCCCCACCACCCCCCUCGCAUCAGCCCCCGCCUCCCCCGCCCAGAGCUGCAACGCCCCCCGAGGACAGACGCACUUCCUCCAUUGCCGCCCUGCGUCUGAAGGCCAGGGAGCACGAACUGAAGCUGGAACUGCUGCGGCAAAAUGGACAUGGAAACGAUGUGGUCAGCUAGCUGGAGGUGGAGGUGGAGAUUUUCAAGGAUACGUUGGAUAAUACGAUGGUCAGGAAUAAUAUCCCAAACCCAAGUGCAAAAACAUUGCCCGUUCACCGUAGUCUUAAGCCAAUAAGUUAUUAUAUUUUAUGUAUUUAACACGGAAUUUUUAAUAAAUCAACAAGUAAA